Molecule: messenger RNA, 954 nt
Organism: Didymodactylos carnosus
Lineage: Eukaryota; Metazoa; Rotifera; Eurotatoria; Philodinida; Philodinidae
Source: the annotation of a GenBank genome assembly
AUGAGAAACGUUUAUGCUGAUGCUAUAGCAACUCCAAAUAAUUUUGUUUAUUUAACAGGUUUAACACCAACAACAUUUGAAGAAGUCUAUCGUCAAUUUCAACAUGUGGCUACUCAACGUUUACAAUCAACGAAAGCUCGUGUUCAUAUUAGAUUAAUCGAUCGAAAUCUUCUCUUCUUGUUGACUCAUUGGCUUCGAUGUUAUCCAACUUAUCCUCAACUAUGUUUACUAUUUGGUGUUAAUCGUACUCAAAUUUGUCGUUAUAUUCAUCGUUUUGUACCUGAUCUGGCUGAAGCUCUCAGAACCGAAAUAAAAUGGCCAUCAAUAAAUGAACUAGAACAGCAACUCUGCAGACAUCCAGCUAUUGGCUCUUUUAUUGGCUCAAUUGAUGGUAUUCGUCAUCGUAUACAACGACCAGAUAAGAUUUAUUUGAGGUCUGCAAAAAAAAUAUUCGAGUUAAUUUUUUUAUUUACUCUAGGUAAACGUCAACGCAUAUAUUACAGUGGUAAAACAAAAUAUCAUUGUCUGGGAAGUAUUUAUAUUAUUGGCAAUGAUAGAAAAUUAAUAUUAAUCCAAAGUGGUUUUUUUGGAUCGUAUCAUGAUUCAAAAAUAUUUAACAGCCUUCAAUUUAGAAUGAACAAUCCAGUUCCAUCGCACACAUUUAUCUUGGGCGACACAGGAUUUGCAAACAAACCAUCAACUAUCACACCUUAUCGAAAAAACAAAUUACAACGCUCUGGCAUUACCGAAUUUCAACGUUUAUUAUAUAAUCAAACGUUAGCAAGUUAUCGUGUUUAUGUUGAGCACGUCACACAUGAGUUCAAGUUGUACAAAGUGCUGUCGAACAAUUAUCGUCAUGAAAAAUUUAAUCUGAAUUUUUAUAAACAAAUUAGUUUAUGUGCAGCGUCCUUGGCAAACAAACGUUGUAAUGACUUUUAUGUAACAGCAAUAUGA